AUGAGAUAUGGACUAGAUAUGGGCCAAGAUGGCCGACACUUCAGCGAAGUGGAUACAACUUCAAGGAUUCCUCUGCUUCCAGUUGCUACUCCAACCUCUUUGCUAUCUGAGAGCGAUCUUAUUUUGAAACAAGCCUCCCAUCCUCCAAUCAAAAGGAGAAGAGUCGACCCAAGGCCGGGAGUGAUGAUCAGAGAACAAGCAUCGCUAAUCCAACAAGCGACCUUGGAAGAAAGUCAAGUUUUAAAAGAAGGACCAAGUGUUGCUCGAUCUUCUCAUGAAGCCGGGAGUUAUUCAGCUCCCGGGGGUCGCUCUCCACCACAACCUAUGCAUGAUGCUGCCUCUGAGAGGAUUUCCAGGUUGUUGGUGCAACAAGAUUUUGACUAUUCAACCCGAGCCAAAGGUAUAUCUAUAGGUGAAGGAAGCUCAAGGGGAGCGGACCCAUCGAUUUCAGAACUUAAAAUCAACCUUGGAGGCCUGACUGCUGGAUACUACGACUUGAAGAACAAGCUUAUUGUAGAAUUUGGCGACAAAUUCAAAACUACCGUCGAAGAUCCAAAAGAAGCUGAGACUUAUCCAUCUGCCCCUACCAAUACAUCUGAACAAGAUCCUUUCGUUAAUCCUCCACCAGUCAACACCACAACAGUUGUUGACCAAUUUGAGACAUAA
Lactuca saligna is the source of this 666-nucleotide messenger RNA. The record is from the annotation of a GenBank genome assembly. NCBI's taxonomy places the organism in Eukaryota, Viridiplantae, Streptophyta, Magnoliopsida, Asterales, Asteraceae.